Molecule: messenger RNA, 918 nt
Organism: Oncorhynchus tshawytscha (Chinook salmon)
Lineage: Eukaryota; Metazoa; Chordata; Actinopteri; Salmoniformes; Salmonidae
Product: ubl carboxyl-terminal hydrolase 18-like
Exons: 1
Coding region: 1-918 (305 amino acids)
Biological process (GO): protein deubiquitination
Cellular component (GO): cytosol; nucleus
Molecular function (GO): cysteine-type endopeptidase activity; cysteine-type deubiquitinase activity
Source: RefSeq, a predicted model, not a curated record
AUGCGGGGCUUGAUCAAUCACGGGACCUACUGCAGUAUCAACAGCGUUGUCCAAGUGCUGUAUGGGACAAGUGAGCUACGGGACCUCAUUCGGCUGGUCGAUGAUCACGAUCACCGGUCUCCUAAUAGGGUGGCAUUGAAACUUAAGCGUCUCAUCUACGAUAUGACCAAAGGCAACCCGUCGCCGUGUGAUCCGAGCUUACUAGUAGACGCAAUGACAUCGUACAGAGGAGCGCCUUUCGACGUUCAGGAGGACUCAGACGUGGUCUUCAAGUGCAUCAUCAACGCUCUAGCAGACGACUGUGGGAUAGCUAAGAGGAUAGGUUCUCUGUGGGACAUUGAGAACGAGGACCGUGUGCGCUGCCUCCGUUGUAACACAGUCCAGUCCACACUCAAUAAGUCCAACACAAUCACCGUGUUGAUAGGAGCUCAUCUCCCCACGGAGCUGCAGGACUAUAUCAAAAUGUACACUGACAACACGUUCACCACGAGUGACUACCAUUGUACACACUGCCACACAGGAACACAGAUCGAAAUCACGAGCAAGGUAUUGACAUUACCCCAGGUUGUGUGUAUGAGGAUCGAACGGGUUAGGAACAUUGGCAGAGAUACAGCUGAUAUAGUCAAGACAGGCACCAGGUGUGCUUUCCCUGAGACACUGGACCUGAAAUAUAUCAUGAAAGAACCUGAAGCCACGGUAGAUACUGUAUACAAGCUGUACGCUGUUCUAGCCCACAGUGGUUCUCACUACUGUGGACAUUACACAGCUUAUGUGCGAGACGAUGACAUUUGGUAUCUUGCAGACGACUCUCACGUCAGGGUGUGCUCAUGGGAAGAUGUCAAGUCAACGUACGAAGCGGGAUCUAUGCUAUGCAAUGGCGUAGCUUACAUGCUCAUGUACCAUAAAGAGCAUCGUUGA